AUGGCUGCCGUGACCAGAAUCCUCUCCUAUGCGAGCAACAAACCGUACCGAUCUCAAGAUAUUCAAUAUGAGCCCGCAUUGCAUCUGAACCAAGAUGGCUUUGUGGACUUUGCUCCCAACGAUAUCGAAAAUCCACGCAACUGGUCUCUGCCACGUCGAGUUACCAUCACCAUCACCGCCGUUCUGUUGGUCGUGAAUGCCACUUUCGCUUCAAGCUCGCCCAGUGGUUGUUUCGGUUCCAUCUCCGAAGAGUUCGGUGUAUCAACAGAGGUAGCAGGCCUCACCAUCACACUAUUCCUGCUGGGCUACUGCGCCGGUCCCCUCAUCUUUGCCCCGCUGAGCGAGUUUUAUGGCCGCCGAUGGAUCUUUUACAUCAGUUUCGCCUUAUACCUCGCUUUCAACUUCCUAUGCGCCUUCGCACCUAACCUCGGUGCCCUACUGGUCGGCAGAUUCCUCACGGGGACCUUCGUGUCUGCUCCUUUGAGCAAUGCGCCCGGAGUGCUUGCAGACCUAUGGGAUCCAUUGCAGCGCGCUAACGCCAUGGCUGGCUUUUCCGCGAUGGUCUAUGUCGGCCCAGCCCUGGGACCUGUCAUCGCUGGCUUCCUCGAGCUGAAGGAAGAUUGGCGAUGGAGCUUUUAUGUGCUUCUCUGGCUUGGUGGGCUGACAGCCAUACUGAUGCUGACCAUCCCUGAGACAUAUGCGCCGACGGUGUUGUACAACAAGGCUAAGCGAAUGCGAAAAGCGAGGAUUCCUGGCUACGAGGACGUGAAAGCCCAAAUCGAGAGCAGUGACAGAACGCUCAUCGAUAUCUACAAGGUUGCAAUGACUCGCCCAUGGAUCAUUCUGUUUGACCCGAUCUCCCUGCUGUGUGCAAUCUACAUGGCCGUCGUCUACACCUUGCUGUACAUGCUGUUCAGCAUUUACCCGAUUGUGUUCCAAGAGAAGCGAGGAUGGAAUUCAGGCGUGGGCGAACUGCCACUAAUUGGCACGGUUGUCGGCGCGUUGAUCGGCGGCGUGAUUGUACUGAUUGAUACUCGAAUCCGCCAACGCAAGAUCGAGAGGGGCCAAAAGACAAUACAAGAUACAGUUCCCGAGGACCGGCUGACCUUGGCGAUGAUUGGCGGUGUUGGGUUCCCUCUUACAAUGUUCUGGUUUGCAUGGUCCGCCCAAUACAAUGAGGUUCACUGGAUAGUUCCAACUCUCGCUGGGUGCUUCCUCUCAAGCUGCUUACUGCUCAUCUUCGUGGCCUAUUUGAACUAUCUCGUGGACUGCUACUUGAUGUAUGCCGCAUCUGCCAUCGCCGCGAAUACCAUAGCCCGAUCGGCCUGUGGAGCCGCUGCACCGCUCUUCACCAACCAGAUGUUCACCGCAAUGGGCGUCGGAGGCGGAGGGAGUCUCAUUGGUGGAGUUGCGGCUGUGCUAGCCGUGAUUCCCUUCCUUUUCUACAAAUAUGGCAAACAGAUCCGUAUCAAAAGCCGGUUUGCACCAGCUUUGGAUGCUCGGAGAGAAACGAAGACAGACGAAGAAUCUGCGCCCCAAAACGGUCCCAUGCAAAGUCCCGUCUCGGCCUCUUCUCCAAGCGGAACCUCACUGUCUCCGUCUGUCAGAAGUGCUGACAUUCAACGAGAGGUGACCACCGAAAAAUGA
Messenger RNA from Penicillium olsonii, 1647 nucleotides. The record is from the annotation of a GenBank genome assembly. NCBI's taxonomy places the organism in Eukaryota, Fungi, Ascomycota, Eurotiomycetes, Eurotiales, Aspergillaceae.